AUGCCUCCGCCAGGCAACGAAUAUGCCGCCGAGCAGCUGAAGAACGCUGGCAACAAGUGCUUCAAGAAUGGCGACUACGAGGGCGCAGAGGGCCUGUACUCGCAGGCCAUCCAGAAGAACUCGGCCAACCCGCUGCUCUUUACUAAUCGCGCCAAUGCGCGGCUCAAGCUGGAGAAAUGGGAGGGCGUCAUUGAUGACUGUAUUCGGAGUAUCGAGUUGCUGCAGGAGAAUAUGAAGGGCUUUUUCUACUUGGCACAAGCACAACUGGCCAUCAAUCACCCCAAUGAAGCCCUGGCAUCGGCCCUCAGAGCCUAUGAACUAUGCACCACAUCGACGCAGCAAACUUCCAACGCUGCCACCAUCUCCGCCCUGGUCCUCAAAUGCAAAAAGGCCAAAUGGGACAUUCGCGAGCGCGAGCGCAUACGCAGACGCGGCGAUCUUCUCGCUGACCUCGAGUCCAUGCUGGAAACACAGUACAAAAAGGACAUGGACGAGAUCGAAGCUCGCAUCGAGACGAGCGAAACCAGCCGAUCAGAUGGCCAGGAAGAGAAGGCAGAGCGUAAGCUGGAGUUCGAGAAGAAGCGCGACGAUCUGCGAACAGCGUUUGCAAUCUCCGACCCGGACCACCAGCAGAAGCGCGAGGUGCCCGACUACCUCGUUGAUGGCAUCACGUUUGAAAUCAUGCACGAUCCCGUCGUUACCAAGAAUGGCCGGUCUUACGAGCGUGCCACGCUCAUUGAGCAUUUGAAGCGCAGUCCAACCGACCCGCUUACGCGAGAGAUACUGAACAUCAACGAUCUGAGACCAAACAUUGCACUCAAAGAAGCCUGUGAAGAGUUCAUGAGUGCGAACUCGGGGUGGGUGUAUGAUUGGUAG
Messenger RNA from Exserohilum turcica Et28A, 876 nucleotides. RefSeq lists its product as uncharacterized. Gene Ontology annotation, molecular function: protein-folding chaperone binding; ubiquitin protein ligase activity. Bases 1 to 876 code for a protein of 291 amino acids. Gene Ontology annotation, biological process: proteasome-mediated ubiquitin-dependent protein catabolic process; protein quality control for misfolded or incompletely synthesized proteins; positive regulation of proteolysis. Lineage: Eukaryota; Fungi; Ascomycota; Dothideomycetes; Pleosporales; Pleosporaceae. Gene Ontology annotation, cellular component: cytoplasm. The transcript is spliced from 2 exons. The record is from RefSeq and is a predicted model, not a curated record.